Molecule: messenger RNA, 1587 nt
Organism: Aethalodelphis obliquidens (Pacific white-sided dolphin)
Lineage: Eukaryota; Metazoa; Chordata; Mammalia; Artiodactyla; Delphinidae
Gene: ALDOA
Product: aldolase, fructose-bisphosphate A
Exons: 9
Coding region: 285-1379 (364 amino acids)
Biological process (GO): glycolytic process
Molecular function (GO): fructose-bisphosphate aldolase activity
Source: RefSeq, a predicted model, not a curated record
GCAAUUGGACGCCGGGGCGCCUCCGGACCCCUGCAAAGGGAAAAAUCUCCGCGGAGGGUGGAGCGGUGCCUUUAUAAGGCGCGGCACCACCUCCUUCCCGCCCGCCCCCGCGCGCCCCGCCUCGGGAGCUGAGUAGGCUGCGUUCCCCUUGGAACGCGCCUCAGAACCAGAGUCCCGGUGACGACUGCCGUGUUCGCUCCCUCAGUCCACUCGCCAGCCCGCGGCUCUUCACCGCUGCACCCCGCCAGUCCGCCCCUCUCCUGUGCCAGGAACCGACAGGCACCAUGCCCCACCAAUACCCAGCACUGACCCCGGAGCAGAAGAAGGAGCUCUCUGACAUUGCUCACCGGAUUGUGGCUCCGGGCAAGGGCAUCCUGGCUGCAGAUGAGUCCACCGGGAGCAUUGCCAAGCGACUGCAGUCCAUUGGCACCGAGAACACCGAGGAGAACCGGCGCUUCUACCGCCAACUGCUGCUGACUGCCGACGACCGCGUGAAUCCCUGCAUUGGGGGCGUCAUCCUCUUUCAUGAGACACUCUACCAGAAGACAGAUGAUGGGCGUCCCUUCCCCCAAGUUAUCAAAGCCAAGGGCGGUGUUGUGGGCAUCAAGGUAGACAAGGGUGUGGUACCCCUGGCAGGAACAAACGGCGAGACAACCACCCAAGGGCUGGAUGGGCUGUCGGAGCGCUGUGCCCAGUACAAGAAGGACGGAGCUGACUUUGCCAAGUGGCGUUGUGUGCUGAAGAUAGGGGAACACACCCCCUCCACCCUCGCCAUCAUGGAAAACGCCAAUGUCCUGGCCCGUUAUGCCAGCAUCUGCCAGCAGAAUGGCAUUGUGCCCAUCGUGGAGCCUGAGAUCCUCCCUGAUGGGGACCAUGACUUGAAACGCUGUCAGUAUGUAACCGAGAAGGUGCUGGCUGCUGUCUACAAGGCUCUGAGUGACCACCACAUCUACCUGGAAGGCACCUUGCUGAAGCCCAAUAUGGUAACCCCAGGCCACGCCUGCACCCAUAAAUAUUCUCACGAGGAGAUUGCCAUGGCAACUGUCACAGCGCUGCGUCGCACAGUGCCCCCCGCUGUCCCUGGGAUCACCUUCCUAUCUGGAGGCCAGAGUGAAGAGGAGGCAUCCAUCAACCUCAGCGCCAUCAACAAGUGUCCCCUGCUGAAGCCGUGGGCGCUGACCUUCUCUUACGGCCGAGCCCUGCAGGCCUCUGCCCUGAAGACUUGGGGUGGAAAGAAGGAGAACCUGAAGGCUGCUCAGGAAGAAUACGUCAAGCGAGCCCUGGCCAACAGCCUUGCCUGCCAAGGAAAGUACACCCCAAGUGGUAAGGCGGGGGCUGCAGCCAGUGAGUCCCUCUUCAUCUCUAACCAUGCCUACUAAGCGGAGGUGUUCUAAGGCUGCCCCCUCAACACUCCAGGCUCUGCCCCCUCCCACACUCACUCUUGAAGAGAGGGGGCCUCAACCGGGGCUCCAGGCUGCUCUUGCCCGUCACUCUUGCCUCCCUCGUGACAUUGAUGCCUGGUGUUGUCUGUGUACGCUAACUCCGCCAUUUCCAGCUUACUGCCAAUAAACAACUAUUUAAGGGGGA